This is a messenger RNA of Cucumis sativus (cucumber), 905 nucleotides long. Its product is annotated as co-chaperone protein p23-2. Gene Ontology annotation, cellular component: nucleus; cytosol. Gene Ontology annotation, molecular function: protein-folding chaperone binding; Hsp90 protein binding. The coding region runs from base 188 to 643 and encodes 151 amino acids. The record is from RefSeq and is a predicted model, not a curated record. Gene Ontology annotation, biological process: protein folding; chaperone-mediated protein complex assembly. NCBI's taxonomy places the organism in Eukaryota, Viridiplantae, Streptophyta, Magnoliopsida, Cucurbitales, Cucurbitaceae. The transcript is spliced from 6 exons.
UACUUUAAUCAAACAAAAUCUUCCUGUUUGAGCAAAAAAUGGGUUUAAACGGUUACGCACGAAGCCCCAGAGAGGCUUUCCAUUUUUAAAUUCAGGCUCAAAAACUUCUCCACAGUCCUAGCCUAGAAGGGUUUCUCUCGAUUCUCUUCAACAUCCCUUCCGGUCAAUACUCUCCUUCCUCCCCAGAAUGAGUAGUCGUAAUCCUGAAGUUCUAUGGGCUCAGCGUUCGGAUAAGGUUUAUCUGACCGUUUCUUUACCGGAUGCCAAAGAUAUUUCUGUCAAGUGUGAACCUCAUGGGUUAUUUAGCUUCUCUGCAAAGGGGUUGCAGGGUUCAUCUUUUGACUUCACUUUGGAACUCUUUGGCUCCAUUGUGCCUGAGGGCUGUAAAACUAAGGUUAGCUUGAGGAACAUAAUUUGCUCCAUCCAAAAAGAACAAAAAGGUUGGUGGAAAAGGCUCUUGAAAACAGAAGAAAAACCUGCUCCAUACUUGAAGGUUGACUGGAACAAAUGGUGUGAUGAGGAUGAGUCAGACUCCGCUUUGACUUCUGAUGACGAACUGGAAUAUAUGGGCCAAGAUGAUGGAAGUGGCGAGGAUGGAGGAAUGCUUUAUCUUCCAGACUUGGAAAAGGCAAGAGGAAACUAGGAAAGGGGGCUGUAAAUAGCCAACAACUUAGAAGGUGAAGUUUGUAUAGUAAUAGCCCAGAACAAUUAGAUUACUUUCUUGAUUGAGUUCUGUAUCAAAUCUGAUUGGUGCCGAUAAAGCUGUCUAAACUUGGCAUUUUUAAGCUGCACUUAUACAUUCGUCUGCUCUCUCAUUAGCUGAUUUUGCAGCCUCAUUGUUCAUCAAUUUCUCCUUUCGUUUUUUCAUAUAUUCAUAAACCUUCCUUUACAUUUUAACUUCGAAA